UUGACCGGUGGUGUUGGAAGUGUAGGAGGUGCUUGCUUUGUUGCGAUGCCCGAGCCGGCGAAGUCUGCUCCAGCGCCCAAGAAGGGCUCCAAAAAGGCAGUGACCAAGACGCAGAAAAAGGGUGACAAAAAACGGCGUAAGAGCCGCAAGGAGAGCUAUUCUAUCUACGUGUACAAAGUGCUGAAACAGGUGCAUCCUGACACGGGUAUUUCGUCUAAAGCCAUGGGUAUCAUGAAUUCUUUCGUCAACGAUAUCUUUGAGCGUAUCGCUGGCGAGGCCUCGCGCCUGGCACACUACAACAAGCGCUCCACUAUCACUUCUCGGGAGAUCCAAACGGCUGUGCGGCUCCUGUUGCCGGGUGAGCUGGCUAAGCACGCGGUUUCCGAGGGCACCAAGGCUGUCACCAAGUACACCAGUUCUAAGUAAGGUGUCUGUACUCCUUG
Molecule: messenger RNA, 443 nt
Organism: Strigops habroptila (Kakapo)
Lineage: Eukaryota; Metazoa; Chordata; Aves; Psittaciformes; Psittacidae
Product: histone H2B 5
Exons: 1
Coding region: 46-426 (126 amino acids)
Cellular component (GO): nucleosome
Molecular function (GO): protein heterodimerization activity; structural constituent of chromatin; DNA binding
Source: RefSeq, a predicted model, not a curated record